AAAUGCAGUGGUUCCUCCUAGUGGCCAGAAACUGUCAGUACAGGAAGGACGUGCAGCAAACUACCGGGUAGGAAAGAGGUCAUUAGCGUGUUCACCACAGGGCUUGAGACAUACAGCGGUUCUCCUUCCGUGCCUUUCAAACACACUUUAACAUUUUUCAAAACACUAUGAACAGGCCAAUCGUGCCGUUGACCUUCUGGUAAAAUUACUGAAAAUGCUCCAUGCGUGUUAUUCUGAGCUAGAAGAUGGCGGAGUCGGAUGGCAGGGAUUUUGCUUCGAAAAAUCCACAGAGCAGUAUGGCUAACAAGAAUAGCACCCUGCGCUGUACAUUCUCGGCCUCGAGCCACAGUACCACCCUCCUCCAGGGCUUGUCGGUCUUGCGUGCUCAGGGCCAGCUACUUGACGUUGUGCUGGCCAUCAAUGAGGAGCACUUCCAGGUCCACAGAGCUGUGCUGGCCGCUUGUAGUGAUUACUUCAGAGCAAUGUUCACUGGAGGCAUGAGGGAGUCAAAUCAAGAUACUAUUGAGCUGAAGGGUCUGUCCGCCCGUGGGCUGAAACAUAUCAUUGACUUUGCCUACAGUGCAGAAGUCACUUUAGACCUAGACUGUAUUCAGGAUGUCCUUGGGGCAGCUGUGUUUCUCCAGAUGGUCCCAGUCAUGGAGCUCUGUGAGGAGUUCCUCAAGUCAGCGAUGAGCGUGGAGACCUGCCUGCACAUCGGCCAGAUGGCCACUACCUUCAGCCUGUCUUCCCUUAAAGAGUCGGUGGAUGCCUUCACCUUUCGCCACUUCCUCCAAAUUGCAGAGGAGGAGGACUUUCUGCAUAUUCCCAUGGAGCGCCUUGUCUUCUUCCUGCAGAGCAACAAACUGAAGAACUGUAGCGAAAUCGACCUCUUCCAUGCCGCCAUCAGGUGGCUCCAGUAUGACGACUCUCGCCGGGCUCAAGCCAGCAGUGUCCUCUGCCAUGUGCGCUUCCCCCUGAUGCGUUCUUCUGAGCUGGUGGACAGUGUUCAGACUGUGAACAUCAUGGUGGAGGACGUGCUGUGCCGCCAGUAUCUCCUCGAGGCUUUCAAUUACCAGAUUCUUCCCUUCCGACAGCAUGAGAUGCAGUCUUCACGGACACUCAUACGUUCGGACGUCCUGUCAAUCAUCACCUUUGGUGGGACACCCUACACUGACAACGACCGCACAGUGAGCACCAAGGUGUACUAUCUCCCAGACAUCACUUCCCGCCAGUUCAAAGAGCUGACAGAGAUGGAGACGGGGUGCAGCCAUGCUUGCGUUGCCGUACUUGAUAACUUUGUGUACAUUGUUGGUGGACAACACUUACAGUACCGCAGCGGCGAGGGGGCGGUAGACAGCUGCUUCCGCUACGACCCACAUCUGAGCCAGUGGGUGCGCAUCCAGCCUUUGCAGGAGGCUCGUAUCCAGUUUCAACUCAACGUGGUGAAUAGACAGAUGUAUGCUACUGGAGGGCGCAAUCGAUCUGGCAGUCUGUCAUCUGUAGAGUGUUAUUGCCCAAAGAAGAAUGAGUGGACUAAUGUGGAACCAUUAAAACGCAGGAUUUGGGGACAUGCAGGGACUCCCUGUGGAGAAAAGCUGUAUAUCUCAGGAGGUUAUGGCGUCUCGUUGGACGACAAGAAAACUCUUCACUGCUACGACCCAAUAUCAGACCAGUGGGACUUCAGAGCUCCCAUGAAUGAACCCAGAGUGUUGCAUGCCAUGAUCAGCACCAAGGAUCGGGUUUAUGCUCUGGGCGGUCGCAUGGACCAUGUGGACCGUUGUUUUGAUGUGCUUGCGGUCGAGUAUUACAUUCCAGAGAACAACCAGUGGACCACCGUCAGUCCCAUGAGAGCAGGUCAGUCUGAGGCGGGCUGCUGUUUACUGGACAGCAAGAUCUACAUUGUUGGCGGCUACAACUGGCACCUAAACAACGUCACAAGCAUCGUGCAGGUGUACAACACAGAGACAGACGAGUGGGAGAGGGAUUUGCACUUCCCAGAAUCCUUUGCUGGCAUUGCUUGUACACCGAUUAUUAUCGCACAAAACACCACAACGCAAACCACCUGACCUGUGAAGAUUUUACUCCAUGUGCUCUUUCUGCCGACCAUUGUGUGUGUGUGUGUGUGUGUGUGUGUGUGUGUGUGUGUGUGUGUGUGUGUGUGUGUGUGUGUGUGUGUGUGUGUGUGUGUGUGUGUGUGUGUGUGUGUGUGUGUGUGUGUGUGUGUGUGUGUGUGUGUGUGUGUGUGUGUGUGUGUGUGUGUGUGUGUGUGUGUGUGUGUGUGUGUGUGUGUGUGUGUGUGUGUGUGGAGGGAAUGGCCUACACCCAGCAGCAUUACUCAGAUUGGUGUAUUAUUUUAAAUCCCAGCAUCCCUAUAUCCCUUUUUGGCAAAUAUGUGUUUAACCCACACAUUAAUGUUAAUGUAUGACACUUUGUAACAAAAAAUUAUCAUCAUUCACUCUGUAUAAGUGUUAUAGUUUUACAAAUGAAGGACUGGAGUUACUGACAGCACAAAUUGUCUCAUGUUUGAAUGAAAGUUUAAUUUGUUUUUUUUAAAGGUAUUAACAGAUUUUUUACUAUGUUAGACAUUAUGAUUGUAGAGUUGUAAAAGCUCUAUUUGUGCGCUUCUUUUUGUGUUCUUUUGUAUUUAUUUACUAUUCAAACAACCAAGAUGACUCAAAAUCUCACUGUUGUAUGUCUCCUCAAAUGCACUAAUCAACAAACCACAAUGCACAGUAAUGAUUGUAGAAAUGGGCAUGAGAAGUGUGUAAUCACAUAUUCCAUGUGGGUGUUAAUGCUUUUGUUUUUUUAUUGCUACUACCCUGACACACCAACUGUUUUCUCAGUCAACAUAACAAACCAGUGGGGACCUUCCAAGGCAGCUACAUAAAUCAUUUGUGUGUGUUGGUGUGUGCUGCUCUUAAUGUGCUACAUCUUGUGUACUUCCCAUGUUUUGUCUUUUGACUAACACAUUAAGGAGGGGGCGGGGUGAUAUUUAAUAAAUGUAGAUGUAAUAAGUAAACUAUUCUCAAAAGAUCAAAUUUCCCCAGAAAAACUUCUUAAACUAUCCAUUUGCCAUGUUUGAAACGGCUAAUGUUUUAUUUUGACUGCAUUGCUGCAUUUUUAAAAGCAGUAUUUAUCUAAUUCUGCUGCCUAAGUUAUAGAUGUACUUAAUAUGUGCAUAAGGAAGAAACAAGCUUAGAGUUCUUGCUUUUCCUUUUUCAAUGUGAUUAUCUACAUGAUGGUGAGGACUCUCCAUUGCAAAACACGUUUUUCCUGUUGCCUUAGUGUGUAUAUGUCUAAUGUUACCUGUACCAGUAAAAGCACAUGAUAUUGUUGAAGUGCAAUACAAGUAAUCUCCUGUUGUCAAAGGGGAAUUUAGACAUUUGUGAAGUUUUAUGUGCACCCAUUUAUUAAAGGUGUAUU
Messenger RNA from Etheostoma cragini (Arkansas darter), 3423 nucleotides. It is a transcript of the gene klhl26, whose product is annotated as kelch-like family member 26. The record is from RefSeq and is a predicted model, not a curated record. Gene Ontology annotation, molecular function: protein binding. The transcript has 3 exons. The coding region runs from base 246 to 2066 and encodes 606 amino acids. Lineage: Eukaryota; Metazoa; Chordata; Actinopteri; Perciformes; Percidae.